AUGGAGAAGAAACCCGUAAUCGACAGCAUUGUAGAAAAUAAUAGUGAAUUAUUCAUUAAAUGUAAAUGGGGUGAUUGUGGUCAAUCAUUCCCUAAUUAUACUCGUUUUCAUGUUCAUUUAAUGGGAUGUCAUAUAAAAAAUUCAACGAAUAUUUGUUUAUGGAAUGAUUGUCAAAUGAAUACUCUUCAAGAUUAUAAGCAAUUAUUACGUCAUGCAUUGUUACAUGCAUUUUUUGAAGAUUGCAUAGUUGAUACCAAUGUACUACUUAAAUCUCAUUAUAAAAUAUGGAGUUUUGUCUGCUCUGGACCCAGUUAUCAAAAACCAGCCUAUCGUCAACGAUCAACAGACAAAUUCUUAUCAAAUCCUGUAAUUUUAGGAGAAGGUUUCUGUUGUCAAUGGAAAGAUUGUCACUACGUUACAGAUUCAGCCUACUUAUUUGUAGAUCAUGUUUUUCAGCAUGAUUAUUCAAAAAAGGAUAGUGAUAAUGAUGAUGGCGAUGAUGAUGAUGAUGAGGAUGAUGCUGAACGCCAUGAAGAUAGUUCUCAGUUAAUUUGUUUAUGGCAAUCAUUAGAUAAUGAUAAAAGAAAUACGUGUAACUUUGUAUGUAGUCGUCGUUCGGUACUUCGUCGUCAUGUACGUCGUCAUACUGGAUUACCAAAUUACAUUUGUUCUAGCUGCCUGAAUUGUUUUACAGAGUUUGUUAAUUUCAAGGAGCAUUUUAUAUGGAGUUUACUUGGAGAUCGAGAGAAUGUGAUAAGAUAUAAUGAGCCAGGCAGUGAAGAUAACCACUGUCCAGUUGAAUUGAAGAUUAUCAAGGAAUCGAGAUAUUUCCCAAAACAUCUCGAAGGCAGAGCUUUAUUCCGAUGUCCUACAUGUAUUAGAGCAUUUAUAACAAAAGAUUGUUGGUCUAUCCAUAAAAAUGAAUGUCCAAAGGCAAAAAACAAAAUGAAGACUACUGCUAGUACUACUACUAGUACAACAACAACUACUACUACUGAUGGAGUAAUAAAUUCCAAAGCAUCGAAAGAUAAUGCUGUUAUAAAUCCUCGAAAACGUGUUUCACAACCAUAUUAUAAAACAGUUGUCAAUACUACUGAUUACAUAUACUGUUGUCAAGUCGGUGAUUGUACCUAUAAGUCAAGUAAAUUAACUGCAUAUCGUUCUCAUUAUAGACGUUAUCAUUUAAGUAGUAAUCCUGAUGGUUUAUGGUAUUCAUGUCAUAUAUGCACAGCAUAUAAGGCUCGUAAACCUUGUACAAUAUCUCAUCACUUGAAGACUGUACAUUCAUUUAAAGCUAGAUAUCAUAACGGUACAAGUGGUCCUUUAGCACCAGAUCUUGAUGAAAUCAUUGGAGACUCAGAUGAAGAAAGCCAAUCAAAUGAGGAGGUACUUACUUCGGCUGAAUUAUUAGAACGUUUAUAUCAAAUAUGGCAAAAUGAAAAGAUUGCACCUGUACUGCUAACUGCACAUUCUGACUUAUUAGGUCUUAUUCAAACUGAAGUGAAUCAAUUGGAGGCUGAAGCGAAAUCUUUACCGGCUGGUGAUUUAAAAGCUCAAAUGAAACGAAUUCAAGUUGAACGAAUCCGUUUUAUUAUUGCAGAUUAUAUGCGGGUUCGUAUUAAAAAGAUUGAAAGAUUCGCUGAGCAUGUCUUGGCUGAAGAACGAUCACGUAAUCCGAAUGAUCCGCCGCAUCUAACUGUAGAAGAAUACCUUUUCGCCAAAUCAUAUGCAAACAGUAUUCGAGAUUAUUUAAAGAACAAUAUUAUCAAUCGUUUACCGGCUAAUAUGCAAUCUGUUAAAGAUGAAGAAUUAGCAUUUCAUCCAAAUCCAAACAGUUAUGUCUUCUGUCGGUCGCUGAAGAAAAUUGACUACAUUGAAGCAUUCGAUUAUAAUACCGAUGGUAGUCAAACAUGUCUGAAUUAAAUAAAUGUCUAACUAACCAUCAGAUACACAAACGCACAUCCUGCAUUUCCUGUUGGGGAUUCUUAUAUGAACAAAGAAUUCAGGAAUUACUCUGAAUCAUCGUACUUUCUUUUUGAGAAUAAGCAUUGUCAACAUUUUUUUAUAUCUCAUUUGUGAUGAUUGUUUUAAUGCAUUCGUUAUUUCUUUUGUAAAUUUGUCUUCACUGUAUAUACACUGCUGCAUUUUUUGUACUAUAUUAGGUCUGUGUCACUGACGUUGGAACCUGGUGCUCAACAUCUUUUACCAUACAGUUGUAUUCGACCAUAUGUGGAAAGUGGUGAUGUCAUCUUGAUAUGAGUGAAGUGAACUCAAUAAUUAUUGUUGUUGUUGUUGUUGAUUUUUCGAACAGUGUUUAGAAGAAGAAGUAUAGUGGUCGGUUACUGCAUUUCUACAGAAUUUUGCAUUUAGGCAUAUAUUUUUCUAAAUUUAAAUCCAUAAAAAUCUACAGAGAGAUUACAUUUUCUUUUGCCUGUUAUCACUCACUCUUGUGAGCAGGAUUCUUUGAAAGUGUACAGAUUAUUUUUUACCAUUCAAAAUACAGAUGAAUAUAGAACUUCGUG
This is a messenger RNA of Trichobilharzia szidati, 2522 nucleotides long. The record is from the annotation of a GenBank genome assembly. Lineage: Eukaryota; Metazoa; Platyhelminthes; Trematoda; Strigeidida; Schistosomatidae.